Molecule: messenger RNA, 1464 nt
Organism: Laccaria bicolor S238N-H82
Lineage: Eukaryota; Fungi; Basidiomycota; Agaricomycetes; Agaricales; Hydnangiaceae
Exons: 11
Coding region: 1-1464 (487 amino acids)
Biological process (GO): sphingosine biosynthetic process
Cellular component (GO): cytoplasm; membrane; intracellular membrane-bounded organelle
Source: RefSeq, a predicted model, not a curated record
AUGGGUGACGCUGAACAGUCGCCGCUCACUGUUACUUUGCGCGUUCCGUCCUCGCAAAGCCCAGUUUCCCUCACACUUACGGCAAAUUCUUUGUUGAUCAAAGGGUCGAAUCUUCAACACGUCCCGCUUUUACACGUCCUCAAGGCUCAUUUCGAUCCCGAGUCUAGAAUUCUCAAUGUAGCCUAUUUGGCAGAACGUGGGGGAAAAAAGCACUCGCCUUUGGUUAACAUUGAAGGCAAAGUCGAGGACGGAAACGCCGUUUCCACAACAGCGAGUUGGGCAGAAAAUGUUUUGCAGGCUUGCUACGAAGGUCUUUCUGUUGAACGCUCACGUCGAUUACUAGUUUUUGUCAAUCCCCACGGUGGCACGAAAAAGGCGGUCUCAAUCUUUGUUAAGGUUGUUGAGCCCAUUUUCCGCGCGGCAGGUUGUGGACUGGACGUUAUUUAUACGACCCACCAGGGCCAUGCCUACGAAGUUGUGAAGGAAUCACCGCUUGAAUAUGCUGCUAUCAUCACAGUUUCUGGUGACGGUUUGAUCCACGAAGUGAUCAACGGACUUUCUCAUCACGGAAACCCUAUCAAGGCGUUGUCUACGCCUGUCGCUCCUAUACCCGCUGGAUCAGGCAAUGGCCUGUCUCUGAAUUUGUUGGGAAUCAAGGAUGGCUUUGAUGUCGGACUUGCAGCGUUGAAUGUAAUCAAAGGUCGACCCAUGAAGGUCGAUUUGUUUUCCAUGACGCAAGGGGGAAAGCGUAGCCUAUCCUUUAUGUCGCAAGCUCUAGGUCUAAUGGCGGAUCUUGACCUUGGAACGGAACACCUUCGCUGGAUGGGAGAUACACGCUUUAUGGUCGGCCUUUUGAAAGGAAUCGCUCAGCUAAAGCCAUGCCCCAUUCAAUUAUCUUUCAAGGUCGCUGAGACAGAUAAACAUAAGAUGGCUGAACAUCUUGUGACUAGUCGAAAGGAGUUUGAAAAGGACAACAUCUCUGGCUCUCUGCCAAGUAAUUCAAUAACAAAGAUGCCCGAGAGGAGUGCCCUUCCACCACUUAAUUACCUCCCUGACGACGCCGAUGGGUGGACGUCGUUCAACGAGCCCCUCAUAUAUGUCUACGCAGGAAAAGGACCAUAUGUUGGGAGAGAUUUUAUGGCCUUCCCGGUGUCAUUGCCGAAUGACGGACUCAUAGAUGUGUCGGUUAUGCCACUGUCUCCGCGCAUGGAUAUAUUGGCGGCAAUAAGCGGCGCCGCUGAAGGGGAGAAUUAUUGGAAAUCCAGUAUCAAAUACGUGAAAGCACACGCGUACAGGGUGAAACCAUUGAAGCCAAAGGGAAAUUUGUCAGUUGACGGAGAAUCGUUCCCUUUCGAGGAGUUUCAAGUCGAGGUUCAUCAGGGUCUAGGAAGGUUUUUAAGCAUGUAUGGUCAAUAUGCUGUCGACUUUGCUUCACAAAAUCCCGCAAGCGGCCAAUUCGAUUGA